AAGAGCAAUAAACAGAUAUAACGGUCAUAAAUCACGAUCAGUUGAUUGGUCAAUUUAAAACGAUAAGGUUACGCAGAAAAUAUUCAAUGUGAAGUAAAUUGUUAAAAAUCUAUCUGAUAAGAACAAUUUGACCAACCACAAUGUUAUUAAAUUGCUGCUCUUGACAACAUAUUAUUUAAUGUUAUUAAUUCAACUAAUUUUAUCAUUCUCAAUUAAAUUUACAAUGCACAUCUAUCAUCCAUUUUCAAAUUGAAGUUUGUGAAGUUGUGUGUAUGUACAAUGUGUUUUAUUUUUGGAUAGAUAACUACACAAAAUUAAAUUUUGUCGGUAUUUAUUGUAGUCUGAUUAAAAAGAAAAAAAAUAUUACCUAUACAAGUUAUUAAUGCGAAAAAUUAAGAAUGUGUAACGAUUUCUUACCGGAAUCCGUAAAUGCAUUUUUGGACGAUGUUGAAACUACUACAUGUUUACCGAUACUCAUAAUCAUCGUAUUUUGCACCUUACAAUUUAUAUUCAAUCACAUUACUGAUGUUGGAUGUGUACUUUCUCAAACUCUACAAGAAAGAUCGGAUGACAAAGAAUUUGAUUCUGCCAGACGGGCUAAUUUAAUAAAUACAUUAAAAGAGAUGCUAUAUAAAUUCAUAUUUAAAAAACAUACAGAAUCAAAUUUAAAGUCCAGUUCGAAUUCAUUUUAUAAAAGAAAUAAUAAAGAUGUCAUAUUAAUGCAUUUUGUUAAUUGGUUGCAACUUUCAAAGUUGACUGACACAUUUAAUAAAUUGUUGUUAAAUAUUUAUUUAAUAAUCAUAUUCAUACGAAUAGCAGGUGCAUUAUUGCACAUUGAAUUAAAAAGCUACAAGGGAAAUGCCACCAUUUUACAAUAA
Vespa mandarinia (Asian giant hornet) is the source of this 878-nucleotide messenger RNA. RefSeq lists its product as uncharacterized. The record is from RefSeq and is a predicted model, not a curated record. Lineage: Eukaryota; Metazoa; Arthropoda; Insecta; Hymenoptera; Vespidae.